AUGCCCCCGGAGUGGCCGCGAGGGCGGCGCGUCCUCGCCGUCGGCCUCACCAUCUUCAUCAUCACCGCGACGUCGCCGCCAUCUCUCCGGCACCGAUCGGGGCUCGACAUCAGCAUGCCCCGGCGCGACCGUGCUAGACGGCGCGUCGUGGUCGUCGUCUGCCCUCGGUCUGCACGCUCGCAGCUCCGCUUUGCUCCGCCGCUGUCCCGAGCACCUCCGGUUUCUGUGCAUACACGCGUUUGCUUGCUUCCGCUCUUCUCUGCCCGCGCGAGCGCGCUGCCCCGCUGGCUCACCUCCGCUUCGCUCCACCCGCUCGCGUCCUGCCCCUACGCGCCGGCCACAGCGCUGCUCCACUCGGUCGCCGCUGCGCACCUCCAGCCGAUCCCUGGCCUCUGUGCCGCCGGUGCGACCUCGACCGCCUGCGCGCCGCUCGGCCCCGCACGCCCGCGCGACGCCCAUCCGCAGAUCCACCCCGGAGAGCCUCCGCCUCCUGCGCGUCGGUCGCGGCCUCGACCGCCUGCUGGCUACAUCCGCCUCGCCCUGGAAGACAGCUGGCUCCAGCCAGCCGCCCUCCUUCUCCGCCGUCUCCGCGCAAGCCGGCCUCCGCGUUCAGCCGCGCUCCUCUGGCUCCGUGCCCGUGCCCCGGCCUCCGGCCCUGCACGUGCACCCGGCUGCUUCGUCCCCGCGCCGUCUGAUCGCGCGGAUCCCGCUCCGCCUCGUGCGCGCCUGCAGUCGGCCUCGCCGGGCUCGCCUGUGUCCGCGCGCCUGAUCCGGCUGGCAGCUGCCGCGCUCGGCCUCCGCCUUCGCGCCCGGCCUCCAGCCGCUCCCGCACGCCCGGUCCGCCUGCUUCGAGUCCGCAUCCCGCGCGACUCGCUCCCCUUUCUGCGCCCCGCGACCGGCUUCCCAUGCCUGGGCAGCCUGCUUCGCGCCCGCGUGCCGCGCCAGCUUCUCCUCGCCCGCGCUGGCUCCACCUGUGACGCCCCGCCUCGCAGUCGGCUCCGCCUGUCCCGCGCCGUCCCGGCCCACGGCUGCACACCCCGGCCGCCCCUCCGCCAGCGCGGGUGGCUCCGCGCCCGCAGCACAUCGCGCCGCGCCCCCCCUGCCGGGUCGCCGGCGCUGGCGCCGCCCUCGGCCCCUGCGUGUGCUGGCUGCUCGCCGCUCCAGCCGGCCUCCGCGCGCGCCCGGUGCCCGCCUCUCCAGCCGCCCGCAACGGCCGGGUGCCCAAGGAAGCAGGGCCGGCUGCCCAGCCGGCUGAAGAAAAGAAAAGUCAAGCCGGAUGCUAAAAAAAGGAAGCGGGACAUUCUCUUGGUUGAGCUGUUCGACUGA
Aegilops tauschii subsp. strangulata is the source of this 1326-nucleotide messenger RNA. Lineage: Eukaryota; Viridiplantae; Streptophyta; Magnoliopsida; Poales; Poaceae. The record is from RefSeq and is a predicted model, not a curated record.